UAAAACCACGUGAACAACGAGACGGAAGUUUAGUCCCGGGAUAACAGGAAAAUGAAGAAGAGGGGAUUACUUGGUCGAUAAGCUUGUUUUAACAUGGCAUGAACUACAUCUAUAAUGGCGAUUUUACGAGGACUACUCGUCUUAUUUGUGUUGUUCGGGAGUAUUCCCAGCGGUAACACCCAAAACGUCACAGAUGAAACCACGGUGGCUGAAGACACCACAACAGAAGCUGUCACAAGCGUAACCACAGAAACCAGCACCGCAAUGGAAGCCGACACCACAGAGUCAUCCACAAAUGUAACAGUUGCCAUGGUUACCAAUGCAACAACCACGGUAAUGAUGACGACAACAGCGGAAAUGGAAACAGAACAGACUACCAUGGAAACCACAACGAUGUAUAUUCCAAUGACGACGCUCGCACCAAUCAUUUUAACCAACUGUACGCAUAACGAUAACUGCACCGCUUCCAAUUCAGUGUGUAACACAACUUUAGAAGUUUGUCAGUGUAAGGAUACAUUUGUGCUGGUCAACGAUACUAUUUGUCGAUCAGUUAAUGAAUUCAAAGCUAUGGUCACGUUAAAAAACGUCACUGAUAAUUCAAUCUUGGUGGAUUGGACGACGGUAGACAUCAGCGGUGUUGACGUUUAUUAUGAGGUCAUAUUCAACAUUACGACGUUACCAAAUAUUACUUCCCCACCCCAACUCAUCACAAACUUGUCGAACGGAGAGGUCCAGUCUAUACAGGUUACAUCGAUCGUCAAGGGACGAGACGACAGGAUAGAGAUAGUAAUGUCUGAUGUAUCUUUCAUAAGAACAGCUCCACUGACGCCUGAAUUCAACAUUACACCUUAUGAAGCACCAAACGUCACGAUUAUUUGGACGCCUAGAAAUCCGGACGUUGAUUUAUAUUACAUAUAUCUAAAGGGUCACGAUAAUAUGUCCAUACCAAAUUCAACAAACGAAACAUCUCUUUCAUUAACUGAUCUAAAACCAGGUAGAAGUUACAUGUUUACCGUGAUUCAACAAACAAACGGACCAUAUGCAAGUAACAGUUCAGAGGCAACCCUAAAUAUUCGAACAGAAUCGACGGUACCAGGUCCGCCAGUGGCUGUUGAGGUAGUUGACGUUGGACAGAGAAACAUCUCAAUAAAUGUGACAGACACGGACAUGCCUAAUGGUGACAUCAUAGGUUACCUCUUUCACAUCAUGUACAAGUUGUAUCCAGACGAAAAGGGGUACAUUGUGAAAGUAAAACUCUUAAAGAAUAUGAAUUCCAACAUCUAUGUCCUUGAGAGACAUAUUUAUCCAGGGGCCCAAUACAAGAUAGCUGUAUUCACUGUCAAUGACGCUUUCAACAGCUCGUUGAAUGUAACUCUACAAGAUAUAACAACAUUGCCUGACACACCAGGUCAAGUGGACGUACAUACGCCAUCAUACAAUAACCAAACAAUUAAAAGUGCUGUCAUUUUAUGGGACCGACCUUCACAUCCAAAUGGAAACAUGAAAGCCUACAGAGCUGUGCUAGAGAGUGGUCCAAAUAUUACGAACUGUCGAAUUUACUAUUUGUGUUUUGAUGUCUGCAAUAAUACACUUUUGGGUCCUCCAAAUGACACUUGCACGAUAAGCAAUGACACCACUGUUAUGGAACACCAAAAGAGGAUAUCUCUACUCGUGGAUAACCUUAGACUAGGCACUACCUAUAGAUUGAGUGUAGUGGGAUACAACGAAGCAGGAGAAGGAAAGAUCCCGCGGCUUAUCUCCCUAACAACAAAGAGCAUAAAGCCAGAUCCGGUAAAACUUGAAACUUUUAACAUUGAUACAUCAAGCCGUGUUGUGACGUGGACAUCUCCACCUUUCCCCGGAGAUGACUUAAAAUACAGUGUGUCUCUAGAAGACGCUCUCAAAGGAGGCGUUCUGAGCCGUUCAACCACAUCUGCUUCCUCUUUUAACAUCCAAAACAGACUUUACAACUAUUACAACUACACUGUAGUUGUUGUAGCGCACACGUCUGCUGGAUCAGCGACUCCUAGCCGGUAUCCUUUUACCACAUCGUCUGCAGGAAAACUAGGAGCUCCGCAAGGACCAAAGAUUAUAGAAUAUACGUGUGAGAGAAUUAAAAUUACUUGGUUUGAGCCGGAUGUCAGGACACGGAAUGGACCUAUAACAGGAUACAAAUUCAAAAAUAAAGAUGGCAAUGAAGUUUGGACUUAUACAAUAAGUAGACCAGAGUACUGGGCAACACAAAGCAAACAAUUUACACAUGACUUGAAUAUUAAACAGUUAACUUCGUAUUUUAUUGAGAUGUACGCUUUCAGUUCCAUAUCAAACCAAGAGGGCAACAUUUUCACAAUUAGAAAGUUCCAAUCCACUGAAUGUCCAAAAGACAAUACUCCGGAAAUCGUGGGGAUCGUCUUUGCGUUCUUGAUUCUCCUGGGUAUCUGCUUAGCUGUUAUCAUAUUCGUCUACAGAAAGAAAGUCCGGGAAAUGUAUCAAAGAUUGAAUAAAGAGGAAACGUAUACUAAUGGCCCAAAUGUUCGGCCAGUUCAAGGUGAUGGUGGUAUAACCCCAAUUCCCGACGAAGAAAUCGAAUUGAACAGACCUUUCAUUCUGUCCGAUGCCCAGAAAGCCUUCGAAGAAAAAUCUGCAGACUCUAACAGGCUUUUCCUUAUGGAAUAUGAUGAUAUAAAGAAACUGAGUCAAAUUGAGGGACGGAAGCGGACAACAAAUGCAGCAAAUAUUGACGCCAAUAAAGCCAAGAACCGAUAUGUUAACAUUUUAUCCUAUGACCACAGUCGAGUCAAACUUCGGAUGAUUGACGACGAUCCUUGCAGUGAUUACGUCAAUGCUAAUUAUAUCAUAGGGUACACGUAUGAGCGGGAAUACAUCGCCAGUCAGGGCCCGCUUCCUGGGACGGUGAACGACUUUUGGCGGAUGACGUGGGAGCAGAGCGUCACUAUCAUUGUGAUGCUAACUAAGUGCAAAGAGGGGAACACGAAUGAAUUCUUUGGUCUAGAGGAUAAAUGUGAACAUUACUGGCCUGAUACAGUUAAUGAACCCAAACAAUAUGGCGACAUCGUGGUUAAUCUAAUAUCUGUGUCAAAUAUGGACAAAUUUGACAUAAAUAUCUUCCAGGUUUCUCAGGGAGAUUACACUCGAACCAUUAAACACUUCCACUUCCUUGAGUGGCCCGAUUUCUCGGCCGCCGUGGAUUCUACAGUGGUGAUUGAUUUCAUUCAGACAGUUAGAACUCACAUCACACCGGAAGUCAAAGGUCCACUUCUAAUUCACUGCAGUGCUGGGGUGGGACGAACUGGCACAUAUAUCACUAUAGACUACUUACUACAAUUCGUUCGGGACCACGACCUUGGUCAGUCUGUAGAUAUCUUUGCCUGGGUUGUACAGAUGCGCAAAAAUAGAGUUUCCAUGGUGCAAGUAGAUAAACAAUAUAUAUUCAUACAUCGAGCCUUAACGGAACUGAUAGAUAGGAAACGGAACGGUCUUCUUCAGAGUCAAGAUGACACAACUAUUUUAAAUGAAAUAGUGUAUGAAAAUACUGCAUUCCAGAGCGAUGAUGAUGAAGAAGAAGAGGAAGAAGAAGACGAAGAUGAAGAGGCGGAUGCAAUGUACGAAAAUUCCAUGAAGAAAGUCCCGGAUGAACAUACAACAGAGCUGUAGUUGCCACAUGGCUAGCACGUGAUCAUUCUGAAGCCGUCACGUGACCAAGAACUACUGUUUAGUCAAAACAUCACGUGACGGGAAUUUUCAGCAGCCGUUGAUCAAAAAAGCAUCAACCAAUCCAUGUCACCCCAUACUGACUCAUAUACAGUCCAAUGUCUUCCUUUUGUGGGGAAAUGAAUAUUGCAUUUAAUGAUGAACGCUUUUUUAAUUGACUGCUAAGCGUUCAUAAAGUUAUAGAAAAAGUAACGAAUUUUUCAAUUUUAUUUUUUUUAACAGUAUGUAACUGAUAUAAUUUCAUGUGUGCUUGGUGGUUUACGUAUAGUU
Magallana angulata is the source of this 4002-nucleotide messenger RNA. Its product is annotated as tyrosine-protein phosphatase 10D-like. The coding region runs from base 115 to 3675 and encodes 1186 amino acids. The record is from RefSeq and is a predicted model, not a curated record. Lineage: Eukaryota; Metazoa; Mollusca; Bivalvia; Ostreida; Ostreidae. The transcript is spliced from 27 exons. Gene Ontology annotation, molecular function: protein tyrosine phosphatase activity; protein binding. Gene Ontology annotation, biological process: protein dephosphorylation.